Camelina sativa (false flax) is the source of this 756-nucleotide messenger RNA. The record is from RefSeq and is a predicted model, not a curated record. NCBI's taxonomy places the organism in Eukaryota, Viridiplantae, Streptophyta, Magnoliopsida, Brassicales, Brassicaceae.
CGAGAUAUCGGGGCUUGGAUCCUCACAGAUAAACUCGACAUCAUCACCAUUGUUUACGCAGGAGCGGUAGCACAAGGAAUAUGUACGGUGGGAACGUCUUGGUGCAUCAGAAAGAGAGGGCCAAUCUUUACUUCUGUUUUUACUCCCGUGGGGCUUAUAUUCGCUACACUAUUUGAUUUCUCGAUCCUUCAUCGUCAAAUUUGCCUUGGAAGUGUUAUCGGAUCUGGGGUUGUAAUCUUUGGACUAUACAUAUUCUUGUUGGGAAAAGUCAGGCAAAUGAAGGAAGAGUGUGCAAAGAGGUCACCUUCUCAUUUAAAUGAAAACGGAGGAGAAGAUGAUGAACAAUACAAAAAGGGUCAUCUUAUUGUUCCAAUGACUCCUUGAUUUGAUUAUAGACUUCUUUUUUUCUUCACUUCAUACAUUAUUUUAUUAUAAUACCAAUAUUGACCGAUAAUUUACAUGAACUAGUCCAACGGAUCAGUAAACUAGUCCACAUAUUGCUUCUUUUCCUUAAUUUUCUCGCACAAUUUGCUUAUUAUUGUGUAUCUUCGGCACCAUAGUAGUAUCUUAGUAAACCGCUUUCGUAGUAGACUAGUUAGAUCGUCCACCUGAUCAGCUAUUUCCUGACCAUUAAUGUCACCGGAACGUUGGAUUGGUAGAGCAUGAUCUCAACCACUCCAACAACGAGACCAACCGCACUCCGCACUUGGAACAAAAAUGUAGAAGUCACUGCUUGAGCAGUCCGUAGCUAAUGUA